UGAGUCAAAUGACCCUGUUGUGACUUAAACAUGUGAAUCUUUUCCAGAGACAAGAAAAUGGGUCCCUGAAUUACAAGCAAAAUAGAUAUCUCAACAAAGCAGGUCCGUCAAUGCUGUAACUGUAAUGAGAACCCCAGAAGUCGAUUUGAAACGUUCUCUCUGCCUUAGCCAAAUUAUCAGCUGACCACCAAUAUUUGAUAUAAAUUCCCACUGUUUGAGCAAGCUUGAAUCACCGGACAGCAUUUUUAAGGAGUUUUGAGGAAAUGAGGUUGAUUUUCUCUCUGCUUGUCAGUCUCUUGCUUGCAAGAACGACGUCAGUUCGAUUAAUUGAAGCUGAUCAGCUUAAAAACCCAGUUCUACACCUGCCUUUGUAUCAUGGUAGAGGAAGGCAUGAAUCAGACCUGACUUCCGAGACUUCCCCGCCCUUUUCUGAGGCACUUUCUUUGGACAGGACUCGUGUCAUGUUCCUAAAUUCUAGACUCGCAAAGAAAAACUCGACAGCGGCUCAUCAUAUUGUUGAAAGUAGAGGAUCAUCACGCUUGAUCUAUCCAAAAUCUGUUGAUGUUCCUCUAAAUCCUGGUGUGCCACUUGGUAUUGCAAGUUACUAUACCAAAGUAGGCCUAGGAACUCCACCAACAUACUAUCCUGUGGUCGUCGACACAGGGAGCUCCUUCUCGUGGAUCCAGUGCGAGCCCUGUAAAGUUUAUUGCCACCCACAAAUCGGAUCCUAUUUCAAUCCAUCUUCUUCAAGAACUUAUCAGCAACUAUCAUGUGACACGACACAGUGCUCUGCCCUGGAAGUAGCCACUCUCAACAAUCCCAGCUGCACUUCUUCAAACGUGUGCAUAUAUGUAACUACUUAUGGGGACAUGUCCACUUCUAUCGGAUACCUUAGUCAAGAUUCAUUGAGCCUAGGCAGGGGACAGGUUCUGCCUAAUUUCGUGUUCGGGUGUGGACAAGACAAUGAAGGCCUAUUUGGAAGAUCAGCCGGUCUGUUUGGCCUAGCGCGGAACAAACUAUCUUUGUUUUCCCAGUUGUCUACCAAGUACGGUAACGUAUUCUCUUAUUGUCUCCCAACAAAUUCACUCCUGGGAAAAUUUGGCAGUGGAGGUUUUCUUUCCAUUGGAAAAACUUCUACAUCUUCGUACAAGUUCACUCCAAUGUUGUCUGAACCUCGGGAUCCUACCUUGUACUUUCUAAAGCUCUCAGCCAUAUCAGUGGCCGGAAGGACACUGGGCGUGGCAGCAUCUGCCUACAGUGUCCCUACAAUCAUAGACUCGGGUACAACCAUAUCGCGCUUAACCACAUCAGUAUACAAGGCCCUUAGACAUGAGUUGGUUCGGAUCAUCUCAUCCAAGUAUCGGGUUACAGUAGCGUAUUCAAUACUCGACGCCUGUUUCAAAGGGACUUCUGAUGAGAUAAUGAAAAUUGUUCCUAAGGUUCAGUUGAUCUUUCAAGGUGGUGCUAAUCUUGAUCUUACACCACAUAAUGUUAUUUUAGAAGUCGAAAAAGGUACGACGUGUUUGGCAUUUGCAAGCAACUCUGAGCAGAGCGAAAUCGCCAUUAUAGGCAACCAACAACAACAGACAAUUGAAGUUGUUUAUGACCUUUCCAAUUCAAGAAUUGGAUUUGCAGCUGGAGGCUGUCAUUAGCGAACAGCCCCUUUGCUUGGAUCUUACAUAUAAGUCGAAUGUUGUGUGCUUAAUAUGUUUAUAUGAUUAUUGAUGUAUAAAUGUACAUGUGAUUGUGUAAAAUUACCUUGCAAGAUCAGUAUGUAACUUCCACUUCGUUGGAAUAAAAAAUGUAUCCUAUAAUUUUA
Messenger RNA from Olea europaea var. sylvestris, 1819 nucleotides. Its product is annotated as aspartyl protease family protein At5g10770-like. Lineage: Eukaryota; Viridiplantae; Streptophyta; Magnoliopsida; Lamiales; Oleaceae. The record is from RefSeq and is a predicted model, not a curated record. Gene Ontology annotation, biological process: proteolysis. The transcript has 2 exons. The coding region runs from base 264 to 1652 and encodes 462 amino acids. Gene Ontology annotation, molecular function: aspartic-type endopeptidase activity.